AUGAACUGGGACACACAGCUAAGCUCUAUACUGACUGCAACAGAUGCCAACAUGGCCAAAGUUAAGCAUCGUCUGAACCCAGCCGGUUUACCUUCCAAAGCUGAUUUAUUGCUGGAAAGAAUAAACCCAGAGAGUGCUGUUCUGACUGAACCACCACCCUUGCAUGUCACAUGUGCUGCUCACCAUUGCUGUAGUAUGGCUACUGAGGAGCUGUCAGCUAUCAGCAAGCAGCUGCAUUCACAAGCCCAGGUCAUAGAAUCCCUCACUCAGGCGGUACAUCGACUGAAACAGGAGAAAGAACUGCAACAGCACAGCAUCAGUCACCUAGAGGAGGAGGUGGAUCGACUGCAGCACAGCCCCUACGGUGGCUUGGAAUCUGUGCUGGGAUGCAGGAUGGAAGGACUAAAGAGUGAGCUCCAUAACCUUCAGCAGCAGGUGUUUCAGCAGUCAGAUGGUGACUGCACCCCUGAUCUAUAUUCUGUCCCUGGCAUUGCGCAAGAGAUGUUGGAGAGCAAGAAAGUCCUGUGGCGAGAGUAUGAGACCAUCAGAAGAGAGAUGGAGCAGCUGAAACAAAAACUCGAUCGGCAUGAGGAAGAUCUGUUCAGUCAAGUGUCUGCAACUCGUGAGAUUAGAAGGACUCAAAGUCAGUACUGUAAGAUGCUGGAAGAUCUGAUGAAUAGUUACAAAACUCAGACUCAGGAUUUGGACAGAGCUAGGACUGAGACCCGGGGCACCCAGCAGGAACUCAGUAAUGUCAAAUCCACAGUUACCAACCUAAGAGAACAAGUGAAAAGUCUGCAUGCUGAGGACAAGCUGUGUGCUACGCCACUGAGGAAAGAAAGCAUUCAUCUAAAAAAAAAGAAUGAAUUACUGCACAGUGAUGUCUUGUCAUCCUUUCUGUCCGAUGAUUCAGCCUCCGAGCUCAGUCUCACUGACGUCAGCUCAGAUGAACUCUUCAGUGAACCAGAAUUUGCAGAACUUGCUGAUGACAAGGAGAUUUCCAUACCAAGCUUGGCGAUAGAGAAGAGCACCCCUGGAAGGAAGACGAGUAGCAUGUUGAAGGGAGCAGAGCUUAACAGCGAGCUGUCCACCAGUCUGCCUGAGCUCAGCUUGAGUGACCUGUAAAUCUUCACCAAAAGACUGGCUCAUUCUUUCUAACAUGAACAAAUUAAAGAGAAGAGAAACUUAGUCUGCUCUCCUGUAUGCUGAGCUGGUUUUUGUACAGAUGCAACCUGAGGUGGGAAGAGGUGACAGCUUGGCAUAUAACUUGAAU
This is a messenger RNA of Euleptes europaea (tarantolino), 1273 nucleotides long. RefSeq lists its product as uncharacterized. Lineage: Eukaryota; Metazoa; Chordata; Lepidosauria; Squamata; Sphaerodactylidae. The coding region runs from base 1 to 1125 and encodes 374 amino acids. The transcript is spliced from 11 exons. The record is from RefSeq and is a predicted model, not a curated record.